CGCGAUUUAGACACCAUGGCCACCGCCCUCGGUCCCCCCGCCAUCUCCUUCCUCCGCCCUACCUCCUCACUGAGCUCGUUCUCCGACUCCGGCUCCGUCCACAACGACCAUGACCACUCGGGUAUACCGCGUUUCCCCCAUACGCGUGCACAGCUCGCUGCCAUCGCCCGUCAGUACAAGCCCGACGGGUAUGGCGAUGCGGAAGGCGACGUGUCCGCCGUCAGCUCCUCCUUCGUAGGUCGCGUGGUCGGGCUGCUCGAUGGCGAACGCGAGGACGACGUGAAGUCCCUGCUCAAGGAUACGUUUGGCCCCAGUAUCCCCGAAGAUGAGCUGGAGCAACAUGUGCUCGAUCUCAUGCACAAGCACAGAGAUGAUAUAGACAAUGUCCCGUUCCUGUUCUUGACCCCCACUCGGCGUCCCAUCUCUCGUCCCUCUUCUCGCGCGUCCACUCAUUCUGCUCGUCUCAUUCCGAACCGUCCGGACACCCCCAACUCUGCCCCCAGUUCCCCGCUCGCUAUGAUAUUCCGGAGGCCCCACACGCCGCUCACUUCUCCCUUGGGCAUACAGGCCCAGUCGAACUCGUAUAUAUCCGCCCGCAGCGAGUCUCCGGGCGCGUCUCCCAUCUUUACACACGCUCAGUUCGCCGUUAGUCUCCCGUCUUCCCCGAUGUCCUCUCCCCGGCUGCUCAACGCGAAAGCUUCAGAGUUCAGACCCAUCCCUAGACCCCUCUCUGCCGCCUCGUCCAACCCCGGCUCGCUCGCGGCUCUCCGCGCGGACACACCGUCCCCGGACAUGUGGGCUCCGCCCUCGCGGCCGACUUCGAAGUUGGCCAUUGCUGCGCCGCUGACGCCGGACAACUCCUUGUUGCCCAGGGCAUUCACUCCGACAUCUUCCUUGCGAUCAUCUAUGCGCCCGGACGAGCAUGACGACGAUGAUGACCCGUUCGAUCCGUUCGCCGCCCGCCCCAUCCCGCGGUCCUUCCAUUCGUCUACCUCGGAUGAGCUGUUGUGGGGCAACUCGCCUAUCUCCAGCUCCUCGCUCUCCGCGGACGAUAUGCCGUUCCACCAUGUCUUCGGGGGAACUAUGGACUACGACACCCCGCCGAAGCAAAAACAGGACGACGACAUGGAUCCCGAGGUCGCCGCAAUGCUAACUGAUGGCAUGACACCCUUCGACGUGCUUAGCUCUGUCUUCGGUGCGACGCUCGCGCCCUCUGAGCUGGAGGAAGCGCUUGCGGCCAACGGAUAUGAUUUCGAACGUGCGAUGACCUGGCUGGUGGACCGCUCUUUGACGAACCACACCGCGCCCUCGCAGCCUAGAGUUCAAUCUGUGGGUAACAGGGUCAUGGUCGUCCAACGUGAUGGUCAAUCCGGGAUUCGCGGCGGGAGGGCGGCAUUCCACGGCCCGCAGGGCCGUAACGGUGGUCGCUUCGUCAAUGGACGUCCAGCCCCAGGUGGCAACCGCGUCUGCAGGUACUUCCUAGCGGGUGAAUGUCUUCGGGCGGAUUGCCGCUUUAGCCAUGACCUUGAACGCGCGCUGUGUCGCUUCUGGCUUCGGGGCACCUGUGCGAAGGGCGAGACGUGCGAAUUCUUGCACCACCUUCCUCAGGAGAUCGAUGUCUCAGGACUCAAUGGUGCCAUGUCACGCAUGGACAUCCACGGAGGGCAGCAAGAGACCAACGCAAGCGCCCCCUUGGACGAGUUCCCGUCCCUCAAUCACGCGAUCGGUAGUAAUAAUAACCGUCGUGGAGGGCAUGGCCUCGGGCGCGGUGAUAGUUCGUUCGAUCCCAGUCGCACCCGGUUUGCAGCUGCCGUCAAGAGGCCCGCUCCCCAGUCGCAGAUCCCGAAGGACCCUGCUACUCUAGCUGCGCGCCGGGAGGCAAUGGGCUCAUCUGCGGAACCGCUGCACCCGAACACUGCUAUCGUCGCGCCUAAGCCGUCGCCUCGCAUCAAGCUCAAGUCGCCCUCGUUGCUGCCUACUCUGCCUACGGGAGAGGCCGUCAACAAACUGUAUAUGACGUACCGUGAGAGGGCACUGCGACUUGGGGCUGCGCGUAACGCGUGUCUUUCUCGUGCAGCAGACGCAUGGCGCCGAGGCGAUGGCGCGGCAGCAAAGCGUUUCAGCCGUGAGGGUCACGACCUGAACGCGAAGAUGGCGGCGGAGAUGGUUGAGGCGGCGGGCAAACUCGUCAGGGAGCGUGCCCGGCUCGCUGAGCAGGCUGCGCGGGCGCGCGACGUGACCUGGUCGGACGACCCUGGUGACCGCUCUGUGCGCGGUCGCGUCUGCGGAGCGGGCCUCGGAAUCACGCUUGGUAUCGCGAGCCAAACCAAUAGCGGCGAGACCAAGUUGACUCCCGAGGAGCGGACGGAGGCGAUGCUCGACCUCCACGGUCUGCAUGCUGCGGAGGCGACCGAGGUGUUGGAGGAGUUCCUUCUUGCGCUGGAGAGGGAAAACUUUUAUGGACUUGCGUUUCUUAUUGUUGGAGAAGAAAAACAUACGGGCACACAAGACCCGUCUCGGGGCGCAUCGAAGACACGUCUUGCGACCGGCGUCCGGGAGUGGCUGCACAUGUGGGGCUAUCCCUGGAGCGAGCGCGACGGCGUUAUUUGUGUCGACCCUCUCACACACGGCUAACCCGCGGACGCGGUUGUGGCUGUGAUGUGCCGGCACAGAAGGUUCAGUGAGACGAGAGAGCGGAAAGAAGGCGCGUGUAGGUUACGGGGAAGUGUAUGCGCAUUGCGGAUGGUUCGCGAACUGGAUUGUACCUGCUAGAGUAUAUCGCUGUUUACUUGGAAAUAUUUCUGUGUACAUGUAUAUAUGUUGAUGUCAACGUCGCUGAUCCCUGCCCAUGAAAUCAAAGAUCGGCCCGC
Molecule: messenger RNA, 2870 nt
Organism: Trametes versicolor FP-101664 SS1
Lineage: Eukaryota; Fungi; Basidiomycota; Agaricomycetes; Polyporales; Polyporaceae
Exons: 6
Coding region: 16-2634 (872 amino acids)
Molecular function (GO): metal ion binding
Source: RefSeq, a predicted model, not a curated record